This is a messenger RNA of Dreissena polymorpha, 9664 nucleotides long. RefSeq names its product 45 kDa calcium-binding protein-like. Bases 69 to 1112 code for a protein of 347 amino acids. Gene Ontology annotation, cellular component: endoplasmic reticulum. Gene Ontology annotation, molecular function: calcium ion binding. The transcript is spliced from 9 exons. NCBI's taxonomy places the organism in Eukaryota, Metazoa, Mollusca, Bivalvia, Myida, Dreissenidae. The record is from RefSeq and is a predicted model, not a curated record. Gene Ontology annotation, biological process: calcium-ion regulated exocytosis.
AUGUAUUGUAACAUUCGCAAGAAAGUACGUCAACAAAAACAAACUCUGCUGAAGUGGAAAUCAACAAUAUGCAUCCUGGAAAGACUGCGCUAUGGGGUUUGAUAUAUGUCACGCUGACGUUUAUUGUGUUCGGAGCACCACCUAGAGUUGUGGAGAUGAAAGCAGCAGAGGCAGAUGUCAAACUGUCAGAAGAUGAUCUUAAACCUCCUGACCAUCUGGAUGCUGUUAAGCUAGAGCAGGAUGGCAUGAUUAAUAAGGAUUUCCAUAAAGAAGUAUUCCUGGGAAAUCACGAAGAGAUUGACGAUGAUCAACCAGAGAUUGCAGAAGGAAAGCUCAAAGAAAUUUUCAUGAAGAUAGAUGCAGACUUUAAUGAUAAGCUGUGCGUGCCAGAGGUGGCUGAGUGGAUUCACAUCAAGACCCAGGAACAUUUUGAUGAGGGGAUGAGGGACAAUGAACACAUCUUCAAACAUAUGGACCCGGAUGGGGAUGGUCUGGUAGACUGGAAGGAAUACUACAUGCACUUUAUGCUUGCCAAGGGCUACUCGGCUGACAAGGCAAAGAAGCAUGUCGAGGAUUAUGACAUUGAGAUGGACCAAAAGGAGAAGGACCAGUUGAUAAGAUACAAGUUUAAAUGGACCGAUGCAGAUAUCGACCCCACAGACAACAAACUGUCCAAGAAAGAAUUCCUGGCAUUCAGACAUCCUGAGCAGAGCGAACAAGCAAUGUCCAAUAUGGUGAAAACCAUUAUGCAUUCCCUGGACCGAAACGAGGAUGGUGUGCUAACAGAAGAAGAGUUUACGUUGCUGCCACCCGGUGUUGUGGAAGACGAGGGACAAAAACAACUUGACGUUCAGUGGCAGGAUGAGAGGCGUGAAGAGUUCCGGAGCCGGAUUGAUGCUGACCAUGAUGGCAAUGUGACCUCCAAUGACUUGAUGAAAUAUAUAGACCCGCGCAACAAAGAAAACACAGUGAUGGAUGCGCGGAACAUUAUCAGUCAGAUGGACGACAAUAAAGACUCGUGUCUCUCAUGGAAGGAGGUUGAGGACCACAAGAACGAAUUCAUACAGAGCAAGGUCGUCAAUGUGCGCAAAAUACUACAUGACGAAUUUUAGAGAGGGGUUUUGUAAAUAGAGGUUUUGGCUGUGCUCUUAUACAGCUGUGAUAUUGUCUUAAAAAAAUCAAAAAGGAAUUUGAAAUGAUUUUGAAGGAUGACCUUGACCUUGAACUUCCACCACUAAAUAUGUGCAACUUCAUGAGAUACACAUGCAUGCCAAAUAUCAAGUUGCUAUCUUCAAUAUUAAAAAAGUAAUGGCCAAUUUUAAAGUUUUCGGACGGACAGACGCCAUAUAUUUGACAUUUGACCUUGAAGGAUGACCUUCACCUUCACCUUUCACCACUCAGAAUGUUCAGCUCCAUGAGAUACACAUGCAUGCCAAAUAUCAAGUUGCUAUCUUCAAUAUUGAAAAAGUUAUGGCCGAUGUUAAAGUUUUCGGACGGACAUCCUUCAAGGUAAAAAAUAAAUAAAAUUCAAACGGCGUUCUCGUGAAGCUGCACAUUUUGAGUGGUGGAAGUUCAAGGUCAUCCUUCAAGGUCUAGGUCAUCCUUCAAGGUUAAAGGUAAAAAAAAACAAAUAAAAAAUUUCAAAGUGGCAUUAUAAUGAAGCUGCACAUUUUGAGUGGUGGAAGUUCAAGGUCAAGGUCAUCCUUCAAGGUCAAAGGUCAAAGAAAAUAUUCAAAGCAGCGUUAUCAUGAAGCUGCACAUUUUGAGUGGUGUAGGUUCAAGGUCAAGGUCAUCCUUCAAGGUCAAAGGUCAAACAAACAAACAAAAAUCAAAGCAGCGUUAUCAUGAAGCUGCACAUUUUGAGUGGUAGAAGUUCAAGGUCAAGGUCAUCCUUCAAGGUAAAAAAAAUAAUAUAAAAAAUCAAAGCAGGCUUCUCACGUAGCUGCACAUUUUGAGUGGUGAAAGUUCAAGGUCCAGGUCAUCCUUCAAGGUCAAGGUCAUCCUUCAAGGUCAUAGGUCAAACAAUAAUAAUUUCAAAGCGGCGUUCUCAUGAAGCUGCACAUUUUGAGUGGUGGACGUUCAAGGUCAAGGUCAUUCUUCAAGGUCAAGGUCAUCCUUCAAGGUCAAAGGUAAAAAAAAAUAAUUUCAAAAAGGCGUUAUCAUGAAGCUGCACAUUUUGAGCGGUGGAAGUUCAAGGUCAUCCUUCAAGGUCAAGGUCAUCCUUCAAGGUGAAAGGUCCAAAAAAAUAUAAUUUAAAGCAGCCUUCUCAUAAAGCUGCACAUUUUGAGUGGUGGAAGUUCAAGGUCAAGGUCAUCCUUCAAGGUCAAAGGUAAAAAAAAAUAUCAAAAAAAAUUCAAAGCGGCACAAAAGGGGGCAUUGUGUUUAUCUCUUGUUUUUUUUAAACAUGGUUAAAAAACACAAAUAUUUAUUUUAUUAUUUUAUUUUUGAAAUACCGUCCAACCAUCCCACCCAAGAAUCCCCCCCCCAAAAAAUAAUUUUGUUUUUGCAUUUUUUUUGCAUUUAUGAAGAUAAGGUAAUAAAUGACCACCCUCCCCCCCCCCCACACACACACUAUACACCCCUCUCCACUCCACCCUUCCAUCCUUUGUGAUUGAAAUUGAGAUAGGUCCCUACACCUUUAAAAAUAAAAAUAGAUGAGCGGUCUGCACCCGCAAGGCAUAGCUCUUGUUCAAGUAGUUUUCAUCCGAUCUUCACCAAACUUGGUCAGAAGUUUUAUCUAGAUGAUCUGAAGGCCAAGUUGGAACAUGGGCCAUGCCAGAUCAAAAACUAGGUCACAGGGUCACUUAGUACAUUUUACACAUUGAGCAUGGUUACUGCUCUCUAUUUCAAGUAGUUUAAAUACGAUCUUCACCACUCUUGGUCAGAAGUUGUACCUAGAUGAUGUGUAGGUCAAGUUCGAAAAUGGACCAUGCCGGGUCAAAAACAAGGACACGGGGUCACUUAGUGUGUUUUAAACCUCACCAUGUUGUCCGCUCUCUAAUUCAAGUUGUUUUCAUCCAAUCUUCACCAAAAUUGGUCAGAAGUUGUAUCUUGAUAAUGUCUAGGGCAAGUUUGAAUAUGGGUCAUGCUGGGUCAAAACAAGGUCACGGGGUCACUUAGUGCGUUUUUAACAUCACAAUUAUGUCCGCUCUCUAAUACAAUUAGUUUUCAUCCAAUCUUCACCAAACUUGGUCAGAAGUUGUAUCUUGAUGAUGUCUAGGUCAAGUUUGAAUAUGGGUCAUGCCGGGUCAAAAACUAGGUCACAGGGUGUCUUAGUGCGUUUUAAACCUCACCAUGUUGUCCACUUUCUAAUUCAAGUAGUUUUCAUCCAAUCCUCACCAAACUUGGUCACAAGUUUUAUCUAAAUGAUCUCUAGGACAAGUUUGAACAUGGGCCAUUCCGGGCCUAAAACUAGGUCACGGGGUCACUUUUUGCGUUUUUAGCUCCACUAGCCAAUGGCCAGCGGGGCUUAUGUCAUGGUCCUGUGUCCGUCAUGUGUGCGUCCGUGCGUGCUUCCGUGCGUGCGUGCGUUAACUUUUUCUUUAAACAUCUUCUUGUCCUAAACUACUCGUCCAAAUCUGAUGAAAUUUCUCAAGAAUGUUCCUGUGGUGAACCUCUUUCAAAUUUGUUCAAAUUAUGCCCCUGGGGUCAAAUUUGACCCUGCCCCGGGGGGUCAAAAAAUUGAAAUUUGCUUAUAUAAGGCCUAUUUUGUGCAAACUUUAUAAAACUUCUUGUCCAUAACCAUUAGGCCUAGGGCUACCAAAUAUGGUAUGUAUUGGCAUCUUAUAGUCCUCUACCAAGUUUGUUCAAAUUAUGCCCCUGGGGUCAAAUUUGACCCUGCCCCUGGGGGUCAAAAAAUUGAAAAUUUGCUUAUAUAAGGCCUAUUUUGUGCAAGCUUUAAAAAUCUUCUUGUCUGUAACAAUUGGGCCUAGGGCUACCAAAUUUGCUAUGUAGUGACAUCUUAUAGUCCUCUACCAAGUUUGUUCAAAUUAUGCCCCUGGGGUUAAAUUUUACCCUGCCCCGUGGGGUCAAAACAUUGAAAAUUUGCUUAUAUAAGGCCUAUUUGUGCAAACUUUAAAAAUCUUCUUGUCCAUAACCGUAUGGCAUAGGGCUACACAAUUUGGUAUGUAGUGACAUCUUAUUGUCCUCUACCAAGUUUGUUCAAAUUAUGCCCCUGGGGUCAAAUUUGACCCUGCCCCGGGGGGUUAAAAAAUUGAAAAUUUGCUUAUAUAAGGCCUAUUUUGUGCAAGCUUUAAAAAUCUUCUUGUCCAUAACCAUUGGGCCUAGGGCUACCAAAUUUGGUAUGUAGUGACAUCUUAUAGUCCUCUACCAAGUUUGUUCAAAUUAUGCCCCUGGUGUCAAAUUUGACCCUGCCCCAGGGGGUUAAAAAAUUGAAAAUUUGCUUAUAUAAGGCCUAUUUUGUGCAAACUUUAAAAAUCUUCUUUUCCAUAAUUAUUGGGCAUAGGGCUACCAAAUUUGCUAUGUAGUGACAUCUUAUAGUCCUCUACCAAGUUUGUUCAAAUUAUGCCCCUGGUGUCGAAUUUGACCCUGCCCCAGGGGGUUAAAAAAUUGAAAAUUUGCUUAUAUAAGGCCUAUUUUGUGCAAACUUUAAAAAUCUUCUUGUCCAUAACCAUUGGGCCUAGGGCUACCAAAUUUUGUAUGUAGUGACAUCUUAUUGUCCUCUAUCAAGUUUGUUCAAAUUAUGCCCCUGGGGUCUAAUUUGACCCUGCCCCGGGAGGUCAAAAAAUUGAACAUUUGCUUAUAUAAGGCCUUUUUGUGCAAACUUUAAAAAUCUUCUUGUCCAUAACCGUAUGGCAUAGGGCUACACAAUUUGGUAUGUAGUGACAUCUCAUAGUCCUCUACCAAGUUUGUUCAAAUUAUGCCCCUGGGGUCAAAUUUGACCCUGCCCCGGGGGGUCAAAAAAUUGAAAAUUUGCUUAUAUAAGGCCUAUUUUGUGAAAACUUAAAAAAUCUUCUUGUCCAUAACCAUUGGGCCUAGGGCUACCAAAUUUGGUAUGUAGUGACAUCUAAUAGUCCUCUACCAUGUUUGUUCAAAUUAUGCCCCUGGGGUCAAAUUUGACCCUGCCCUGGGGGGGUCAAAAAAAUCGAAAAUUUGCUGAUAUAAGGCCUAUUUUGUGCAAACUUUAAAAAUCUUCUUGUCCAUAACCGUAUGGCAUAGGGCUACCAAAUUUGGUAUGUAAUGACAUCUUAUAGUCCUCUACCAAUUUUGUUCAAAUUAAGCCCCUUGGAUCAAAUUUGACUGUUCUCCAGGGGUCACAAAAUUGAACAUAUGCUUAUAUUGGGCCCAUUUUGUGCAAACUAUAAAAAUCUUGUCCAUAACCAUUGGGCCUAUUUCUACCAAAUUUGUUAGGUAGUGACAUCUAAUAGUUCUCUACUUAGUUAGUUCAAAUUAUGCCCCUAGGAACAAAUUUGACGUUGCCCCAGGGGUCACAAAAAUGAACAUAUGCUUAAAUAAGUCCUAUUUUGUGCAAACUUUAAAAAUCUUCUUGUUCUUAAUUAUAGAGCCUAGGGCUACUAAAUUUGGUAUGUAGUGAUAUCUAAUAGUCCUCUACCAAAUUUGUUUAAAUUAUUCCCCUGGGCUCAAAUUUGACCCGGCCCCGGGGGUCACAAACGUUUACCAGUGGAGAUUACUGCGGCCGUUUGGCUGUGGCCAACAACAACAUCAACAUCUUGUAAACAUGAGAUAAAGCCCUGUCAUUUAGUGCCAUUUUAGGUCAGAUGGUGACUGCUUACAAAGGCAUUGAAGUAAGAACAUGUGUUAUGAAUGUUUUUCUUAUAAACUGAAAAAAGUCUGGUUUUAUUUAAAUAUGUCGAAAGUGACCAUAUAUCCGGAUGAAAAUAUUUUGGAUGACAUGUUAAUUUCAUGUCUUUUUUGUAGUGUUAAAACCAGUUUAAUAAUAUAUUAUUGAUUUUAAAAACACAACUUCCAUGAACAUAAUUAUUUCAAGGAAAGUCAAUAUAUGAUACUGCACGGUAAACUCAAACUUUGUAUCCAAGAGAAGGUGUUGAAAUUAAUGAAGUGCAAUGUUCUUAACUAUCAUAUAUGCUGCUUUUUAAUAACUAAUGAUUCAUUGUUCCAUUUGUGAAUAGUGACUGAUCAUGAAUUGUUGAAAUGAUUGUCAAUUGCUCAACAAUCCAUAUAUAUUUCUGACCAUUUUAUAAUUGUCUUAAUACAAGUUAUGAAUUGAUCUUAGAAGUCAUAUGUAUUACUUAAUUAAAUACAUUUAUAAAUAUAAAGAAAUAAUCUUUAGAUUAUCAUAAUAUUCUCAGGCCUGUUGGUCUUAGGGAUGUGUGGGUUAAUGUGCAAUUUCUCCUUUUAUCACAAUUAUUUCUACCCUACCUGAUCAUUUCCUUCAUAUUCCAUUUUAAUUCAAUUGACGUCUGCAACCUCUUUCAAAUUGGGAAAGUCCAAAAUGUGUUGUUUGGUAAAGGGUUAAGGCAUUUUGAUUCCUAUGGGUCUUGUGAAUCUGUUUCAAAUCAAAUAAGUAGAUUUGAUCUUCAGCAUCUAAAAAUAUGUGAAAUAGAAAGAACGACAAUAUCUUUUGGAGAGAUAAAUGUACCUACGUUAUAAGCAAAGGACCUGUGCAACAAUUCCCGGGCUUUUUUGUCUGUUUAGUUAACACGGUAGUAACUUUUUCCAUAUAUAAAAAUGCUCACCCUUCCAACUUUAUGCGCCCAGUGGGAGGAGGGAUAGAAAGAGAAAGUCACAUGCUUGAGUACAUUUCAACCCAUGCGCAUUACACGUUUUUUUCGCAAAGAAAAAACAGGGGAGCGAUACAGGCCAUCAUGGCCCUCUUGUUUAACAUUCAGCAUGGUGUCCGCUCUCUAAUUCAAGUAGUUUACAUCCGAUCUUCACCAAACUUGGUCAGAAGUUUUAUGGAGAUGAUCUUAAGGCCAAGUUAGAACAUGGGCCUUUCUGGGUCAAAAACUAGGUCAAGGGGUCACAGUGCGUUUUAAAAAUUGAGCAUGGUGUCCGCUGUUUUUUGUGAAGACGACAUGCAAAAUAUUAUGUGUCACUGCGGCAUGUGGGGUUAUUCGUCACGCCUGUGACAAAGCUCUAGUUGUUAUUGUUUUGCUCAACAUUCCAGAAUCUUCUAUUGUGAUGUAAUGGACAUGCAUAAUAUUGUAUGUAAUGGAUUGAAAUAUAGUUCUGUUAUUAUUAUGCCCCGGGAUCGAAAGAUUGGGGAUAUAUUGUUUUUGGCCUGUCUGUCUGUCUGGCAUUCAUUUAUUGUAUGUGUGUCCCAAAACUUUAACCAAAACUUUAACCUUCGUUCAAGUUUGGUCAUAACUUUUUGAAUAUUGAAGAUAGCAACUUGAUAUUUGGCAUGCAUGUGUAUCUCAUGAAUCUGCACAUUUUGAGUGAUGAAAGGUCAAGGUCAUCCUUCAAAGUCAAAAGUAAAAAUAUACAAUCCAAGGGAAGUAAUAAGCUUUAAAAGGGAGAUAAUUUGUAAACCUGCCAAAUGAUAUAUUGAAAUUUUAUUUCAAAGUGGCGCAAAAGUGGGCAUUGUGUUUUUGACAAACACAUCUCUUGUUCAUUAUGUGUCUUUAAUUAUUAUGGAUGUUUUAUUUUAUUAAUGGAUUGUGUGUAUUUUCUUAAUGACUGGAUUAAUGUUCUUUAUUGAUUAUUUGUAUGUAUUUGUGGGUCAUGUCUAUGUUCUUUAUGGUUUGUAUGUUCUGUUCUUUAUGGAUUGUGUUUAUGUUCUUUAUGAACAAUGUUAAUGGUUUUUUUUUUGGUUUGUGUUUGUGUUCUUUAUAAACUGUGUUUUAGGUCUUUGAGGAUUUUAAUUUUAUUGACUGUGUGACUGAGGUUAUGUUCUUUAAGGAUUGUUUAAAUGUUUUAUGGUCCGUGUUUAUGAACUUUUUAUGCCCCCCUUCGAAGAAGAGGGGGUAUAUUGUUUUUCACAUGUCGGUCGUUUCCGUCGGUCGGUCGAUCCGUCCACCAGAUGGUUUCUGGAUGAUGACUCAAGAACGCUUAGGCCUAGGAUUAUGAAACUUCAUAGGUACAUUGAUCAUGACUGGCAGAUGACCCCUAUUGAUUUUCAGUUCACUAGGUCAAAGGUCAAAGUCACAGUGACUCAAAAUAAGAAAAUGGUUUCCGGAUGAUAACUGAAGAAUGCUUAGGCCUAGGAUCAUGAAACUUCAUAGGUACAUUGAUCAUGACUGGUAGAUAACCCCUAUUGAUUUUCAGGUCACUAAGUCAAAGGUCAAGAUCACAGUGACCCAAAAUAGUAAAAUGGUUUCCGGAUGAUAACUCAAGAAUGCUUUUGCCUUGGAUCAUGAAACUUCAUAGGUACAUUGAUCAUGACUGGCAGAUGACCCCUAUUGAUUUUCAGGUCACUAGGUCAAAGGUCAAGGUCACAGUUACUAGAAACAGUAAAAUGAUUUCCGGAUGAUAACUCAAGAAUGCUUAUGCCUAGGAUCAUGAAACUUCAUAGGUACAUUGAUCAUGACUGGCAGAUGACCCCUAUUGAUUUUCACGUCACUAGGUCAAAGGUCAAGGUCACAGUGACUCGAAACAGUAAAAUGGUUUUCGGAUGAUAACUCAAGAAUGCUUACGCCUAGGAUCAUGAAACUUCAUAGGUACAUUGAUCAUAACUGGCAGAUGACCCCUAUAAAUUUUCAGGUCACUAGGGUAAAGGUCAAGGUCACAGUGACUCAAAACAGUAAAAUGGUUUCCUGAUAACUCAAGAAUAAUUAGGCCUAGGAUCAUAAAACUUCAUAGGUACAUUGAUCAUGACUGGCAGAUGACCCCUAUUGAUUUUCAGGUCACUUGGCCAAAGGUCAAGGUCACAGUGACAAAAAACGUAUUCACACAAUGGCUGCCACUUCAACUUACAGCCCAUAUGGGGGGCAUGCAUGUUUUACAAACAGCCCUUGUUUUAUUGUAUAUCCACAUUCUGUAUAUCAUGUUUUACAUUUUUAUUGAAGAACUGAUCUCCCAUUAUAAAUCCAUAUUUGUAGAUAGUGGAAAUCUGUUUGUUUUUAAUUGUAACAGUGAUUUAUCAGACACCAUAUUAAUAAUCACAAUUUAAAUCAGCCUCUGCAAUUCUAUAUAUGCUUUUAUAUAUGUAUCUAAAGGCAAUAUAUUACUUAUAUAUAAUCAUGGCAAUACUGUAAAGUAAAAAUUGAGUGAUUCAAUAAAUGGUAUUCUAUAAAUAUAAUUGAUUUAUUGUAAAAUGUUAAUUUGAUAUAAUUUUUAUUUUAAUGAACACACGAGGGAAAUACUCAACAUGUUUAAGCAAACCGUCUUAAUUGUAAGUUAUAUUGUGUUGUGAUUCUUUGUCACUUGUUAUUUAUAGUAUUAGUGAAACUGUUAUGUCACAUAUAAAAUAAACUUACAUUUUAUAAAUGCAGCAAAACUGUGAACACCUUUAUCCUUAUCCUUACAUAUGUGUGGUAAUAUUAAUUGAUGAGUAUGUAAAUGCCCGAGCUUUAUUUAAGAUAUAAGGUUAGUUAACAAAUCAGGACCAUUGUUUUAUUUAUUGAAACUAAGUACAAAAUGUAGCAUGUCCGUGAAAUUAUAGUUAAAAUUGUCUGUGUAAUAUAAAACUAGUUAUGUUUACAAAAUGUUAAGAUAGUAAACAUUGAAGCAAUAAAAAACUUGUUAACGUAUGCAGAUAGGUAUAAUAAACAACCAGAAUGAU